GUGCAAAAAUGGGGACUUUGUUUCGAGCGAGCGAGAGAGGUGAUGGAGUCAAAACUGAAGCAAAAUGCAAGCAAAAAUCUUCAUUCAAAAGUGCAUUAAGAUUAACAUCACAGCAGAGAAGAUACGUGGAGUACCUACAGCUUUUGCAACUCGUUGCUUCAUCCACUUAAUAUCCUCCUACUCCCAAAUCAUCAAGAGGCGUUAGUGAGGAUUUUGCAUCUAUUACUUGUCAUUUCAAACCCGCUUUGACAACAAGAGAAACUACAGAUAGAGGGCUCUCUAUCUAUUCUUCUUUGUCUCUCGCUUUCAUCUGAAACCCGAUAAUCCGCCACACAGACAAGUCAAGAGAAAACGAUGUCACAUAUUGUGAAUGGCACGCGAUUCCCGCUCUGGGAAGUCCCCGGACUUUGGGAUGCCGAUGAGCCGCAGGUGCCGCGCAAGUUGUUUUUCUCGCCUUUUGAUGGGCAGUCGAAGUUUCCCCCGAAAUACGACGACAAGGAAAUCCGCGCGGAACUGCGGCGCUUGGGAAAACAGCCGGUCUUCGACAGCGACGACGAAAAAGCACUGCACAUGCAGGAGGAUAUGCAGAAGUUACCCACCGGUGCGCGCGGUGCUGCCUCGGUCGCCAACGACGGAGAAGGUCCGGUCACCGGCGGAGGAAAUACGAAAAUGAAGAUGAAAGCCAAGAAGCAAAAGCAGGACGAGUUUGAUGCGGAUAUGGCUGAAGAGAAAGGUAAAACUAAAAGUACGUUUUUAGUGCAGCAUCCACUAUGUCAGAGUUGGCAGUAAACUAGUGCUGGUGCAGAUCGAUGCUCCAUCGAUUAGUUUCACUCUGCGAAUGCCGUAGAGAUAAAUGUAGAGGUAUAGUGAUCAUAUUCAUUGAUUCCAUUAUGAUGACCGGGUCCACAGAAAGAUAGAUUGUUAAUGUCCACAGGUAAGAAUGCGCCUGUUCUGUCCAAGUCGCAAGAGGAUGCUGAGGAGCUGCGCGAGUUUUUUGCCGAGCCGCCCGCUGUUCCGGCCGAGGACGCGAUGUUGAAGCCGGGGGAUGAUGGUGCAGCUGCAAUGGUUCUCCCGAGCGAGGACCCUUUUGCCAGUCCGCCGAACCUGGCUAGCCACUUGCAUGAUUUGGGUACGGGGAAGUUGCUGCAGGAGCUGGGGGUUGUGGACAAACGGGGGCGGAAGAUCAAGAUGCGAAACGCCAAUAAGAACAAGGCAUUUUUGAACACGGACCACGUCCAGAAGCCAUUCGACAAGGUGGACUACAUUUCGACGAAAAAUUACACCAACGCCACGUUGUUGGCGGGGAAGAAAUCCGACUUGUUCCACCAGGUGGCUCGGAGGGAUCCGUUUGAAGCGAAGCGGUUUCAGAUUCCGAAUGCGGCAUUUAUGCGCAUGGCGAAGGGCGUGCUGAUGAAGGUCACAAAGGGGACGGGAUGCAACGCGAAGGGGAAGAAGUAUCGGUUCAACCUCGAGGCGCUCACCCUUUUUCAGGAGGCGACCGAGCGGUACAUCAUCGGGUACAUGGAGGACAUGAACGUCUGCGCCAAGCACGCGCGCCGCAAAACCGUGAUGGUCCGGGACCUUUUGUUGACGAUGCGGAUCCGUGGUGACCACAUCCGCCGGUACGACCAGUCCGUGCAGUACGGGAAGGACACAGGUAUUUCUGCAUUACUUGAUCUGCUACUCUGAGUUUGAAUGUUGUGCAAGUCGCAGAAACGUACGGCUUCUAUCUGCAUUUCCAGGAAAUUCAAUCCAAGGAUGAAAAUACUGCUACUUGCAAUACAGGAUCUUCUAUGCGUAUCAAAACAAAGAAAAGGAAAGCAAAACGAAAACAACUUUACACCACAGCGAACCUCAUCUUUCCGAACUCUGAGGAGGCGUUGCAGCACAUGCGGGAGCAACAGGCUCCGAUGGGCUCUCUGUUUCAGACCGUCGACCCGAUGCCCAACUUGGACCCGUUAGGAGUCAACAAGCUCCAGGGUGAAGCGACGCCAGGGCUGACGAGUGUGUUCAAUCCGGGUGAGGAUCCCGAUCCCUCGAAGAUGUUUGGUCUCCAGGAGCCGACCGGCGGACCCAUGUUGAACCUCAGCCUCCCAGAGCCGCGGGAGGGUAACGACUUCGAUGCCUCGCUCCUGCAAAAUGUCGUUGGUAUUUUCAUUCCUUAUCCUCUGAAUCAAUGAAUGCUCCAUCCUGUUGUAGUAGCCCUAGCCGUCUGAUGUAUGUGUAUCGAACGCUCUCGUGAUUUCACUUUCACACUGCAUCAAGUGCAUGAUACUAGCAAAGGGCAAUAGAACGAAAGACGUGAAAUUCCAACCAGGUGGCGACAUGACGAAGAAUUCCGCGCACCUGUCAAAUGGGCAAACGCUUACCCCGGCGUUCGAUCUGACCCCAGGUGGUGAAAAUAUCCAGGAUGGUGGCAUGACAGUCGUGACCAAUGGUUUGACUCCUGCAGGCAGCGCCACUGUGUCCGGUGGCCUGACUACGGGUGCUAUCACCCCUGCUGUCGCCGAUGACCUGUUCGAGGCGGCGGGAAUCGAGGGUGUCGAGGGCGAAGAUCAUCAAAUGCAAGUCGACAUGUCAGGGGCCAGCUUGACGCCGAAGGAAGGGUGAGGUGAAGUUACAUCAAACAAUGUUGAGUACUAAUUUUGUUUCGUUUUGUUCAGGACAAGAAGAAUUCCUUUCAACCGAAGACGAAGCUCGGAUUAUUACAGGGAUUUUGAAUGAUUUUUGUGGAGAAAACAACGAAAUAGAAGCAGAAUUUUCCCCCAGUGAGCUUUAGAUUUAGAUUCAGAUCGCCGCGCUUCUCACUCACAGCGAGAACUGAAACUACACUACUUCUGCUUUCACACAAAUCUGGAUCGAAAAUGGUAUAGCAGAAGUUUUGCCUUUCUCAAAAGAUAUAAUAGUACUCAUUGCUUUUGUUUUCUGCUCUAGGUUCGUCGCGAACAGUAAGGAUUGCUGUAUGAUUUUUCAUCCUCUUUUAGCUUGAUGGUUUGGUCUUACCUCCCAAAAGAUUAAAAUGCCCUUCAGAUAGCGAGAGAAAUUGAAAUAAUGUGUAUCUCUUGCCUAGAACUUUUCGCGAACUUUUUUUGUUUUUCGAAUUUGAUUUCAUAUCUUUUUGUGAACUUCUUUUUUUGAAUUUUCCUUCCAGCUUUUCAAGCUCGCCUGACUAAUUAUGUUUUGUCUAAGAAGCUUGCUCUACAUUGAAUUUUCCUGUCAAAAUGAACUUUACAGACGAGAGGAAAUUUCUCUCCCUUCCAUUUUUGCGGAUGAGGAAUGUUGUGGAUGUGGAGUGACGUCCCCGCUUCAUCAGGUUGAUCCCUGUAGGUUCGUUCCACGGCAACGACGAAAAGCAUGUAAAACAAAGUCAAACUACAAAAUUUUUCUGCGAGCUUGGUUCUUUUUGAAAUGAAAAUA
Molecule: messenger RNA, 3417 nt
Organism: Amoebophrya sp. A120
Lineage: Eukaryota; Dinophyceae; Syndiniales; Amoebophryaceae
Source: the annotation of a GenBank genome assembly